This is a messenger RNA of Penicillium alfredii, 1065 nucleotides long. Its product is annotated as NAD(P)-dependent alcohol dehydrogenase. Gene Ontology annotation, molecular function: oxidoreductase activity. The transcript is spliced from 2 exons. Lineage: Eukaryota; Fungi; Ascomycota; Eurotiomycetes; Eurotiales; Aspergillaceae. The record is from RefSeq and is a predicted model, not a curated record. The coding region runs from base 1 to 1065 and encodes 354 amino acids.
AUGGCAUCAACGACUCAGCCCCCGGCCAUGCCAUCGACCAUGCGCGCCUGGGUGCGCCCGCGGCGCGGCCCCGCGCGUGGUACACUCGAGCUGGCCACCUUGCCCACGCCGGCCGUGCCGACGGGCUUGUCGCCCGACGUGAUGAUCCGCGUGUCGCACGUGUCGUUGCAAUUCAGUACCGAGAUGACCAUGAAGAUGCUGCCCAACCUGCCCUUCACCGGCCCGUGGAUCCCGGAGAUCGAGCUGUCCGGCGAGGUGGUAGCGGCGGGUGAGGGUGCGCCGGCCGAGGUGCGCGACCCGGGCACGUACGUUGUCGCCUUCCAGAGCAUCCCUGGCGCCGUGCUCAUGGGCCAUGGCGUGAUGGCUGAAUACGUGCGACUGUCUGGCAGCCAGGUCGCGCGCAUCGACCCCGCGGUCGAUCUGGCGUCGGCCUCGGGCAUCAACGGCGCCGGCAGCACCGCGCUCAAGAUGAUCCGCACAGCUGGCGUGCGUGAGGGCCAUACGGUGCUCGUGAAUGGGGCCAGCGGCUCGGUUGGUUCAGUGCUCGUGCAGCUUUGCAGAAUCCGUGGCGCCAAGGUGGUCGGCGUGGCCAGCGGGGGCAACGAGGCCAUGGUGCGCGGCCUAGGCGUAGACGAGUUUAUCGAUUACCACAAGCAUGAUCCGCUACCGGCCUACCUAGCGCAACAGUACGGUGACAACCCAUUUGACUUUGUGCUCGACUGCGUCGGCACACAGGCGCUCUUUGUCAACUCGCCAGCCUAUCUUAAGGCCGAGGGCGCGGUGGUCAACAUUGGCAUGCUCGAGGGCAUCGGUGUGACGACGCGCAACGUGCUGUUCAACAGCUGGCUGCCCACUUGGCUGGGCGGCGUACCGCGCCGCUACAUUAUAUUCAGCACGCCACCGGCGCGCGACGACGCCGUUUAUGUGGCGCGCCUAAUCGAGGAGGGCCGCAUGCGCAUUCCUGUCGACUCCGUCUUCGACAUGGAGGACGCGGUGAGCGCCUAUGAGCGCAUCGCCAGCAAGCGCGCGCGCGGCAAGGUCGUGGUCAAGGUGCGCAGUGAUUAG